This is a messenger RNA of Cydia strobilella, 615 nucleotides long. It is a transcript of the gene CAPA, whose product is annotated as CAPA peptides. Gene Ontology annotation, biological process: neuropeptide signaling pathway. The record is from RefSeq and is a predicted model, not a curated record. Gene Ontology annotation, molecular function: neuropeptide hormone activity. The transcript has 5 exons. Bases 53 to 499 code for a protein of 148 amino acids. NCBI's taxonomy places the organism in Eukaryota, Metazoa, Arthropoda, Insecta, Lepidoptera, Tortricidae.
GCCCGCCGCUGAGCAUUCUCGAGGAGCAACAGGUGGCAGGCACUCAGACAGGAUGCAGUCCAUCGCGAGGAUCGCCAUGUCCAUGAUUCUGGUGUCAUCGGCGUUUGCCGCGUACCAGACCAGCGCGAAGCUUCGGCGAGACGGUGUGUUGAAUCUGUACCCCUUCCCAAGGGUGGGCCGCGCGCAUAACACCUGGGAGGUGCCGCUCAAUGACUUCUAUUUAGAAUACAAGCCAGCAGAGAAACGCCAACUAUACGCGUUUCCACGCGUCGGGCGCAGCGAGGUCCGCGAGCACCCCAGCCUGUACCGCCUGGAAGACCUGUUCCACCGCCAGAACGAGAAGCGAGAAGGCGAAAACGGGGACAGCACUGGGAUGUGGUUUGGGCCCAGGCUAGGGCGCGCCUACAAGAGUGAAGAAGACUACCAGGCGAAGGAACACAGCGAGCCAGAACACAUGGACCCCGAACUUGAGAGAAAGAAGAGACACACUAACCAAUAAGUUCCUACCGACUGAAGCAACCCUUUUAGUUUAAGACAGUUACACCCCCGACACAUCAGUGCCAACGGUUACGUAUACAGGGUGGCUGGCACUAGUGUCCCUAACCAUGCAUUUGA